Messenger RNA from Castor canadensis (American beaver), 1543 nucleotides. Lineage: Eukaryota; Metazoa; Chordata; Mammalia; Rodentia; Castoridae. The record is from RefSeq and is a predicted model, not a curated record.
UGUUGUAAGUAAAGAAAUUCUCAAAUUUAUUCUGAUGAAAUUCUAGAACACUAAAGAACAAAAUAAGAUAUGAAGUUAAACCUUGUAUUUGUAUCCCAAGGUGGAAUUAGAAUAUUUUAUCAGAAGAUGGCCACUGCACAGAUGCAGAGGACUUCCAUGAGUGCAUUGGUAUUUCCCAGUAAGAUAUCAUCUGAGCAGCAGUCUUUGGUAUUAGUGAAGAGACUUCUGGCAGUUUCAGUAUCGUGCAUCACAUAUUUGAGAGGAAUAUUUCCAGAAUGUGCUUAUGGAACAAGAUAUCUAGAUGAUCUGUGUGUCAAAAUUUUGAGAGAAGAUAAAAAUUGUCCAGGUUCUACCCAGCUAGUGAAAUGGAUGCUAGGCUGCUAUGAUGCUUUACAGAAAAAAUAUCUAAGGAUGGUCGUUCUAGCUGUAUACACCAAUCCAGAAGACCCUCAGACAAUUUCAGAAUGUUACCAGUUUAAGUUCAAGUACACCAAAAAUGGACCAAUCAUGGACUUUAUGAGUAAAAAUCAAAGCAAUGAAUCUAGCACGUCAUCUGCUGAUACCAAGAAAGCAAGUAUUCUCCUCAUUCGCAAGAUUUAUAUUCUAAUGCAGAAUCUGGGACCUUUGCCUAAUGAUGUUUGUUUGACCAUGAAACUUUUUUACUAUGAUGAAGUUACACCCCCAGAAUACCAGCCUCCUGGUUUUAAGGAUGGUGAUUGUGAAGGAGUAAUAUUUGAAGGAGACCCUAUGUACUUAAAUGUGGGAGAAGUCCCAACACCUUUUCAUACCUUCAAAGUAAAAGUGACCACUGAGAAAGAACGAAUGGAAAACAUUGAUUCAACUAUAUUAUCACCAAAACAAUUAAAAACACCACUUCAGAAAAUCCUAAUGGACAAAGAUGAUGUAGAAGAUGAAAAUUACAUAAGUGAUGAUUUUGACUUUGAAACUAAAAUGGGAGAGCAGAAAAAAAACUUAGGAACUUCUGAAAUGAGAGAAUCAAAUUUAGUAUGUGAAGAAUAUGAAAUUAUGAGGUGUAAAGAAAGUCCAAAUAUUUCAGUUGCUCAUUCUCAGGUUGACCAUUUAGUCAGUAAAACAUCUGAACUUGAUGUGUCUGAAAGCAAAACAAGAAGUGGAAAAAUCUUUCAGAAUAAAAUGGUAAAUGGAAAUCAACCUGUAAAAUCUUAUAAAGAAAAUCGGAAGAGAUGUCAACUUGAACCUGUGAAAACAGUCAUCCAUCACUUUGAUUCUUCUAGUGAAGAGCCAGUGCCAAAAAGGAGAAAAUUUAGUGAACCAAAAGAACAUAUAUAAAAAUUAUUUUUUUCUUCUGGACAUUUGCAAAGUUCUUCUCAACAUUUAAACUAAAAGACACUGUAUUACUAUUUUAAGGUGUGUUUUCCCUACCUCUGAAAAUUUAUUUGUAAUUUUAAGCAACUCCUACUCUAAAAUGAAGUUUUUAAGCUGACUAUUGAUCUUACCUGAGAUAAAGCCAAGAGAAUUUUUGAAUAAAACCAAAACUACAAAUAUCAUAACUGGUUCUGUUCAU